Aphanomyces invadans is the source of this 1048-nucleotide messenger RNA. RefSeq lists its product as hypothetical. The coding region runs from base 68 to 646 and encodes 192 amino acids. NCBI's taxonomy places the organism in Eukaryota, Oomycota, Saprolegniomycetes, Saprolegniales, Verrucalvaceae. Gene Ontology annotation, cellular component: mitochondrion. Gene Ontology annotation, molecular function: NADP binding; dihydrofolate reductase activity. The transcript has 2 exons. The record is from RefSeq and is a predicted model, not a curated record. Gene Ontology annotation, biological process: folic acid metabolic process; glycine biosynthetic process; tetrahydrofolate biosynthetic process.
UGACAUCCUUCAGCAGUGUUCGCCAAAGUUGGCGUCGUCCAGGUCGUAAGCCACCAAGUAUUUGGCGAUGCAGAUCAACGUCAUUGCUGCGUGCGCCCGAAAUCGCGUAAUUGGCAUCAAUGGCACGUUGCCGUGGAGCAUUCCACGGGAUUGGCAGUACUUUUUGGACAAGACGGAUGGCCGCACGUGCAUCAUGGGACGGAUCUCGGCCGAGGAAUACCCGACCAACGCAAACAGACCGGUCAUUCUCAUUUCCAAGUCAUGGCAUGCCAAAGGCAAGAGUGCACCGCACACGGAAGUCGCGACAAGCUAUAGCCAUGCACUCGACCUUGCAGCAGCGCGCAACCUCCCAGAAGUGUGGAUCUGUGGGGGCGCGACAAUCUACGAAGCGUCGCUCGCGUCCGCACACAAGCUCUUCCUCACUCGCGUCGAGUUGGACGUAGCAGGCGAUACGUUCUUUCCUCCGUGGCAACACUAUUUCGACGUGCUCGAGUCGCGCGACGAACACGACGACAACGGAACGAGAUUUGCGUUUGAAGUAUGGACCAAGUCCAAGCCGUCUGUGAUUUCACCCAGUGGGCCAACCAUUUCGAGUGCCGAGACUGUCGAGCCGCCCUUUGUCCUGUCGAGUGCCCAUGAAACGUAAUCAAAUGUCGCUGUUCACCUCAGUCAUUCGCAUGGUGGACGUGUCGCUGGAUUCAAUUGUCUGGUCGACUUGCAACCGGCCGCUCCUUCCACGAAGCCGUUGUCAAGUUUGUGCACCAACAGGUCGUGCACGACCUUUGGGCAAGCGCUACCGCGACGGUGACCAUGCUUGCUACCCUCCAGCAUGCUAAGCCCUUCGCGCGAGAUUGCGUGCGUCGUCGCUCGGGCACCCCCCGCAUCUCCGUCAAAGCGCACACACAAGUGAAGUAUGGAGCACGUUUCCAUCAAGUGAUCCACGCUUUGCGCGUUCGAUAACCUCGUUUAGGGAUGUCCAAAGUUGGUUCAUUUAAACGAGUAUUCCUUCCUUACUGCCAUGGAACGCCUGGAAUGUCUGAAUCAUUUG